AUGACAACGUUAAAAACAACGUUUUUGCUCCUAACCUUUUUCGUUUUGAUUGCUUCGAUAAAAUCAGAUUUUACCGACGAUGUUAAGUCGGCCGCCAAAGUGGUCAAAGAUGGAGUUCACUGUGGAUUACACACCAUAAAAAGUUGGGUGCAAGACCAUCAUCACGAACCUGGAACUGACCCAUGCCACAAAAUUUCGAGUUUUGUUUGGCCAAAUUACCGUCAGAUAAUAAAGAUGCGGAGCCGAAGCAACUCUGGCGUCCGCCUGGACUAUUAUCAGAGGAUGGUGCACAAGAUAAUAAUGGCGCAUCAGAACCCGGUUACGGGGUUGUUUCCACUGAGUCCGGAAAAAAAUCACGCCUGGAUCAGGGAUAAUGUUUACUGCAUUUUGGCGGUGUGGAGUUUGAGCAUGUCGUACAAAAAAAUGGCGGAUCAGGAUGAAGAUCGGGCAAAAACCUAUGAGCUCGAACAGAGCUGCGUUAAGCUAAUGAGGGGGCUGUUGAUGGCCAUGAUGCAGCAAAAGGAUAAGGUGGAGCGUUUUAAGUUGACACAGAAUCCUUUGGACUCCCUGCAUGCAAAGUAUUCAUCCGAAACGGGGCAAAGUGUUGUCGGUGAUAAUGAGUGGGGUCAUUUGCAGAUCGAUGCAGUAUCUCUGUAUUUAUUAAUAUUGGCACAAAUGACUGCAUCAGGUCUACAAAUCGUGUUCAAUUUGGACGAAGUGGCCUUUGUGCAAAACUUGGUUUUCUAUAUUGAAUGUGCCUAUUGCACCCCUGAUUAUGGUAUAUGGGAGAGAGGGGAUAAAACCAAUCAUGGUUUACCCGAGUUGAACGCUAGCAGCAUAGGAAUGGCUAAAGCUGCUCUGGAAGCUAUGAACGAGUUGGAUUUAUUUGGAGCCAGGGGGGGCCCUUAUAGUAUAAUCCAUGUAUUGGCCGAUGAAGCACAAAAAUGCCAAGCAGUAUUGCAGUCAAUGCUUCCCAGAGAAUCAAACUCCAAGGAAAUUGACUCUGGUUUACUCUCCGUUAUAAGCUUCCCAGCAUUUGCAGUUGAUGACCCCGAUUUAAUAGAGUACACCCGUAACACAAUCAUCAAUAAACUUCAAGGACGUUAUGGUUGCAGAAGGUUUCUCAGGGAUGGUUAUAAAACACCCAAAGAAGACCCUAGACGUUUAUACUAUGAACCUUGGGAGUUAAGAAUGUUUGAAAAUAUUGAGUGUGAAUGGCCGUUGUUUUUUUGUUACCUCAUUUUGGACAAUUGUUUUCGCGGAAAUAAAGAUUUAGCGGCGGAAUAUAACUCACAGUUGGAAGAGAUUAUGGUUAGAACUGACGACGGUCUAAGAUUAGUACCUGAACUGUACUCGGUACCAGCUGCUUUGGUACCACAAGAAUACAAAGAUCCUGGUACGCAGGACCGCGUUGCUUUAGGCCAGUGCCCCUUUAUGUGGGCCCAAUCCUUGUAUAUCGUUGGCAAGCUAUUGCAAGAGGGUUUUCUAGCACCUGGAGAGCUAGAUCCCUUAAACAGAAGACUGUGCGCCGAAAAAAAGCCCGACGUGGUCGUGCAAGUCGUAAUUCUGGCCGAAGAUGACGAGAUCAAGCGGAAAUUGGCCGAGCACGACAUAGUUGUGCAAACCAUCGCAGAUGUCGCUCCCAUCGAGUACGAGAUAGGACAGAAGCAAAUGAAUUCAAAGUGUAAUAGGGUAAUUUUAGGGAGAAACAAAAAAUUGGGUUUAUCGGGAAGAAAAUCAAGAGAUGUCGGUAUAUUAAGCACCAGUAAACUAUACUCUCUAGGAGACAAAAUAUUCGCUUUUACACCGCAGUUUACUGACAUGGUUAGAAACUAUAUAGCCUCCGAUUACGAACUUAUGAUAGAUAUUUGCAAAAGCGAAAUAAAUUUCUUAAAAUCCAGCUGGCAAAACAUGUUAGGACGCCCUGUAGUAACCGUGUUGUGCAGAAGAUUACACUUAGGUAUUUCGAUAAUUUUAAUUGGUCAUAAUUUUGACUUGGACCGGUAUUACACUUCGCACGAUAUGUCUUUGCUAGCCGACAAGGUCGUCAUGCAUCUGGCUUUUUUGGCAAUGACGUGGCGUAACAUGCUUGGCCGGCCCACCAUCACGCUUGUCGCUUCCAGAGAUCAACUAGGUUUUCUUUUAUCUGAACAUCCUGUAAAAUCAAUAAAAAUAAAUCAUGUUUGCCCACUUUUAGAGCAAGGUAAAUUACCGUUAGCCAUGAUUACCACCAUGAAGAAACUAAAAUCUGGUUACAUAAACGGUACCAGGGUAACUUUAGGCAACCUUAACGACUUCCUUAACACCAGCUGCAUAGCAAACCUCAGUUUUCUUGGUUGCCAUGAGGAUGGACUUCCCGAUAAGUUAAAUCCUCAAGUCCACCAAUAUUUGGAAGAGCACCUUUUGAAAUCAAUCUCAAACAAGUCUUCGCUGCUGAUGCCGACAGGCAGCAGGCCUAGACAGAGGAAUCUAAGGCGGCGCAUGUCGGUCAGAGGGGCGGUUAAGAAGACUAGAUCCAUAAACGUUGAUUCGGAAACUCUGGGUAUGGAAAGCAACGCGAGUCUGGAGAGACGCGGGUCGAUGUGGUUCGGUUCUUGGCAAGACACCCUCGACAGCCCCCAUCACCGCGACUACUUGCGAUCGCCGUCUCCCGAGGAACGCAAGAGGAAAAAAGAGGACGUGCUGUCGCCGGAAAAACCGAAAGUCCCCGCUAUAAGCGUGUCGCGACACAAGGCCAACUCCGAGACCCAAUACGCGGACACGGAAGUCGAGGAGUUGUUCGCCAUGCUCAGGGAGACCGAGUCUCUCGACGAGCAAGGGGAUAUUCUCCAGUACUUGGUGGAUUCGAAGGGUUUGGAGUACAACACCGGCAUGCUGGAGUACGGGAAGGUCGUGACGGUUCGCGACCUGCUCAAGGGGCUGUACGAGAAGGCGUGCCAGCAGAAGAUGUGGGGUUUGGUGCGCCACACGGCCGGCAUGCUUGGCAAGAGGGUGGAAGACCUGGCCAAGUCUGUAACUGAUCUACUGGUCAGGCAGAAGCAGAUCACAGUGGGCAUGCCUCCCAACAACGAGCACACCAUCACCGCGCCGCUCCCUGAGAGCGACCUGCGCAUGCUCAUACACGAGGCCUACGGCGAGGACGACAGCACCGCAAUGCUGACGCAGGAGUUGCUGGUCUACCUGGCCAUGUUCAUCAGAACCGAACCCCAGCUGUUCCUCGAGAUGCUCAGGUUGAGGGUCGGUCUUAUAAUACAGGUAAUGGCAACAGAACUAUCCAGAACCUUAAUCUGCGAUGGCGACGAAGCUUCGGAACAUUUACUAAACCUAAGCCCGUUCGAAAUGAAGAACCUCCUGCACCACAUCAUAAGCGGCAAAGAGUUCGCCAUAAGCAGCGUGGGCAGGGGCAACUUUUCCAUCGUCAGCAACAAAUCCAGCCGCAUCAGCAAGCGCAGUCACAUCAGCCUUGGAGACGCGGCCGCCGCAGACGAUUUGCACGAACCCGACCGUCAAGGUCAGUGGUUGAGGCGCAGGCGGCUAGACGGCGCUCUAAACAGAGUGCCCAGGGACUUUUAUCCCCGAGUGUGGGGAGUACUGGAGAGAUGCCAAGGUAUCUCGAUUGCGGGCAAAGUGCUCCCGCAAACCCUCACGCAAGAAAUGACCCCGGGAGAGUUAAAAUUCGCCCUGGCCGUCGAAACGGUUCUGAACACAAUCCCGCAGCCCGAAUACCGACAACUCAUAGUGGAGGGUCUGAUGGUGCUGACGCUGGUUUCGGAGUACAACGUCUCCCCGACACUAGGGGGCCUCAUCGAGGUGGAAGCUUUGGUGCACGCCGCCAACGACCUGUUCCUGGAGAACCAGAUCAAGAACAAUGGUGACGCCACUUUGUGCUGCGCGAAAAGCAAAGACUACAGGGAGGGGAACGGUUUGCUGUGCGGGGGCGCUGCGAGCGUUUGCCAGCAUUUCUACGACAGCGCCCCUAGCGGCGCAUACGGUACCAUGACGUACAUGACGCGCGCUGUUGCCGUUACCCUCGAUUGUCUCCCGAAGCACGGGGAGCUAGACUGCACGAUAAGUUAAAAAGAGUUUUAUUUUAUUUUAAAUAGUGAUUAGUAUUUUAUAGUGCCAUAUUUUAUUGUUGAGUACAAAUUGAUUAUUUCAUGUUAUAUUUUUGGAGUGUUAAAAUAAAACAA
Brassicogethes aeneus is the source of this 4190-nucleotide messenger RNA. The record is from the annotation of a GenBank genome assembly. Lineage: Eukaryota; Metazoa; Arthropoda; Insecta; Coleoptera; Nitidulidae.